AUGGUCUGGGUGAAACCGGAACAUCUUAUGGUAUCACAGCCGUUCUGGUAAGUUAAAUUACAGUUGAAGAUUUCUGGUGUUUAGGACGACAGAACGUGCUAAUCUCUUCUUUGUGCUGCAAAAACGGAAAGCGCAAGGUAAAGGGCUGGGAUCUUUGUUUGUGGCUACGAUCGAUUCGGUUUUUGACACAAAAUCGUUGCCAUACAGGAUAAUAUACCAUUAUGAUGGAGAUGAUUUGAGCAUUUCUACGGGUAAGGGGCACAACAUGAUGUAAUGUAUGCUUAACAUGGUUUUUUAAGUCUUUGGGUUUGAUAAGAGCAAUAUAAAUGGCAAAAAAGUAUUAUUCACUCAAAUUAUUUAAAAUAAAUAUAACUUAACAUCGUAUUAUUGUUAAAAUUUCAAAUAAUUACUUUAUAACAACAAUAAUCAAAGAAAAUCAAUAUUAAUCUUGUCUAUUUUAGUCUUGGCAGUGUCGCUAAGCUUAAAAGAAAUUCAAACACAUUGGGAAUAUCUGGAAAAGGCUGUUUUGCCGGUUUUGGCCAAGUUCGAAAGUGAAGCAGAAGCUCGAGAGUUUGUUAUGACAAAAGUGGAGAGUUUAUUUGAAACAGAAAAGAAUAAAAAAGUGUCAAAUGAAGCAGAACCUACUAAAGAUGUUGUUUCACACAAAUUUCAUAAACUAUUUGAUCUACCGGCUGACGAAAAGCUGGUUAACUGUAAGUGUUACCUAAAAUUAAUGUUUUGUCCUGAACAUUUAUGUUUAUGACUUAAAAUAUGAUUUUUUGGUUUUAAAACUUUUUUAUUAGUUUUCGAAUUAUGAAGAAUUCUAAAAUAAAAUUAAAACUAGUUUUAAUAUUCCUAAGAAAGUUUUUAUAAAUAUUAUUUGGUACGUUUUUACAGAUUAUGCUGGUACAUAUUGGAAAGGACGGACACCUUUUCAAGGAAAAGUCUAUUUUUCAGUCAACUUUUUGUGUUUCUACAGUUUUCUAGUUGGGAAGCAGACAAAGAUUCAAAUACGAUGGACUGAGAUAACGGUAAGUUUUCUUUAAUUAAUUUUUUAAGACUUUAGAUUCAAAGUUGUUUUAAGUUAAUCUUGCCAACCACAACUUAUAUGACAAUAUUCAAUACAUCAUGGUUGGCAAAGUAAAAAUAUCUUGAAAAAUAGGUUUUAAUGGUACAAAGUAUUGUAGUAUUUUGUCCUUUUAACGUUACACUGUUCAUAAAACAUGUGUUUUUAGAAAUUAGAGAAGAACGCUCCCUUAUUGUUUCCACAGACAUUUACUGUAGUAACUCGCAAUGAAACAUACGAUUUCUCAUUAUUGGUUAGCUUCAAAGAAGCUUACAAAUUGGCGUCACAGCUGGCGAAUUUGGCUAUGAAACAGUAA
Bursaphelenchus okinawaensis is the source of this 1382-nucleotide messenger RNA. NCBI's taxonomy places the organism in Eukaryota, Metazoa, Nematoda, Chromadorea, Rhabditida, Aphelenchoididae. The record is from the annotation of a GenBank genome assembly.